UGAUAAAGGGAAUGGUUCUCUCAUAAUUUAUUGAAUUGUACAUAAUUUUAUAUUUUUCUAGAAAAGAAAAAAAACCAGAUACAAACGAGUGAUUUGAUAUUGUGCAAAUCAUUGCUCAAUUUCUAUAAAAAAAAAACAAACAAACAAACAAAUACCGAAAAAUAAAUAUUUUCUACAUAUUGUUUUUCACCAAAAGUAAAUGGCGUUGUCAUUCCAGAUUUUUUUUCUCACGGUUUAAAAAAUUUCACGAAGAAUCGAUUUACCCUACCAUUUAUUUUUCAAUGUUUAUUGCAGCGGUUGAGGUAGAGUAGAUGAUAAAAUUAGUGUUGAGGUGAAUUAUUGAGAUAUGAGAAAAAAAUCGAAAGAUUAAUUGAUAGGUGGAUUCGAAUAGCAACUCUGGUUCCUGUGUUCACGCACGCACGUUGACUUGCACGUCUCGCAGCAGCGUUGGAAAACACGCGCUUGCGCUCAAACUGAGUGACAAGUGCAAGGUACUGUUCAAUCACAAAUUACAUUUAACAACUGAGAUGAGAGAACAUCGAGAGAUAGUAUGAAAUUUUAUGAUUUCACAAUUGAGAGCCACGGAUACCACACCACUCCAGGGUCCAAAGUACCUCAAGAAAUAAUCACCGAAUUCCUAUUGUAACGAUUUGUAUUGCAAUCAGAUUAUUAACCGAUACUAUUCGUUAAUUAUGAAAAAUUACGAAAACUGUAAUUUAUUUUUCAUUUACAGAUGAGCAUUGAGUUGUAUUCUUAGCAGGAGUGAGAUCGAGGGCUAUUUCAUUAUAAAGAUAUUCACAUGUCAAUGUACCGUGGGUGGUGCGUGGCCCUCAAUUGUUGAUUAUUGUUGUCAAUGAUUUGUCUGGUGCUGGUAAUUUUCGGUUUUUUUUUUCCUUUUCGAGGACAACGGAAUUAUGAUUACUUUCUCUGGUGUUACAUUCCUAGCACAAGAGCACCUUUCUCAGUUGAGAAUAGAGAAAGAUACGAACAAGUUUGAUGAUAAAACCAGAACUGUUCCCCCUGCAACUGCCUUUUUGCCACUGGUGGAUCUUACCGGUUCACAUUUAUUUCGGAUUAAAACAGUUUUCAUGCGAAGAAACAGUUUGUAUCGAUUAACGGAUUUUUCGAGUUAUUAUUCUUCGUUUAGUAAUUUUCAAGUCAUUGACACUCGAGUGUUGUUGUUUAGAGAUGAGUGGCUAAAUGAUAAAUAGUGUUGAAUUAGAGAGGAUUAAAGAGUGUUUUUGGUAAAGAGAGAAGCAAGUUCAUUUAAUAUUCGGGAAUUGUUCUACGAAAAAUCAAUUGACGCUAUUAUUCUAAUGACAUUUAUUAUAAGGAAGAUGAUAGAUACUGUAACCAUUUAAUAACGAGAAUAAAUAUGUAGAACAUUGCACAAGGUGAUUGAUAAUUGUUAGUGCAAUCGUUGAACAAUUAUUGUUUCUCUUUCGUUCUUUUUUUAAUCAUGUGCAUGAAUGUGUCUGUAAAAACAGCCGACUCCGAUAUUCCGUGGUAUUUUCAUUUUUGAUUGAUCUUUCGCUCUGACUCAUCUGAAGUUCUGUCCGAAAAUGAUUUCCUUGGGCAGAAGUAUCGUUAUCACUCGGUGCAUCCACCGACAUUAAACACCCAAACUUUCAGAUAAUCUUAUCCAAUAAAACAUCAUGUCAACGACAUUUCUAAAAAAGUACAAAGUUAUUCAAAAAAUCGGCGAAGGCUCAUUCUCGGAAGUUUUGAAAUGCCAGGACAGAGUCACUGGUUUUGUUUACGCCGGCAAGAGAUUGAAGAGCACUUAUCAGUCCCUCAACGAGAUUCUCGACAGUCCCGAGGUAAUAGCCAUGAGGAAGAUAAGUCGACAUCCCAAUAUACUUUACAUGAUUGAAUGCCACUAUGACUCAUUACCUGGAAAAGUCACUCUUAUGUUCGAGCUGAUGGACAUGAGUCUGUACGACUUGAUAAGAUCACGAAAAGGAAGAGUCAUACAGGAAGUCAAAGCCAAAUUCUUUCUCUAUCAACUGUUGAAAGGUCUGGAUCAUCUCCACAAGUACGGCAUCUUCCACAGGGACAUAAAACCCGAAAAUAUCCUCGUGAAGGGGAACACGAUGAAACUCGCUGAUUUCGGGUCGGUCCGUGGCAUCUACAGUAAACCCCCGUACACCGAGUACAUUUCCACCAGGUGGUACAGAUCCCCAGAAUGUCUAUUGACCACCGGUUUUUACGGUCCGAAGAUGGACAUCUGGGCUCUGGGGUGCGUCUACUUCGAGCUCCUAACACUCAAACCUCUCUUCCCAGGUUCCAACGAAAUCGAUCAGAUAAUUAAAAUCCACGGGGUCCUGGGAACUCCUCACGCGAGAAUCAUCGCGAAAUUUCGUCGACACAAAUCAAAAAGCUGUGAAUUUUUCUUCCCUAACAAACCCGGAAUUGGCAUCUCAGCUCUUGUUCCUCAUGUGAGUGACGCCGGAAAGGAGCUGAUGAAGAUGAUGUUGGUUUAUGACCCGGAGAACAGGAGCAAUGGCAAGAGGCUGUUGGAAAAUCGUUACUUCAAUGAUUUGAGGGCAUGCGAGUCUCCGAGACAGAUGAUCCCUUUCCCGUAUCCUAGUGCUACGCCAGAAGGCUCUCACUGGAGAAAUCCAAUGCUCUUGAGCUACAUCACCUCUGAGAAACGUCGAAAAUGCAAACCCUUGAGCACACGUAGACCUAAAUUUUUCGAGGAAGGGAACUCCAAGACCCCGAGGAUCGUAGCGUCUAGCCCAAAUGCCAGACCUAAUGUCUCCAGCAAAUCAAAUGUCUCGAAAAUAGCGGUUUCAGAACGAGGGGACAGUAGUGCCUCGAUAACUCAUGAUGCAAGGAGACAGAGAAAUAUAUUGUGGAGAAGAAAUGUUUAUUCCACGAGGACGGAGAGACCCAGUGGCUCACCGAGCUCAACCUUCAGCUCUAAACUACCAGUUAUCAAAUCUAAGAGCACGAAAUUCGAAGGAAACGGAGAAUCGAGGAUUGCUGUGAGGAAAAUUCCACCCAGAAGCAAUCAGUCAGGUGUUUCUUCUCAUUAUAAUCUGAGGGGAAGUACCCUGAUUGCGAGUGGCGAGCAGAAAUCGUCCAAGAGAAUCAGAAGUGUCACGUUGCUUCCCGAAAUCGUGCAAAAGCCGGAGGUGAAACGUAGACUCUCCAGUUUGACUGUUCCAAAAUCACAAGGGAAGACUGAAGGAGAGAAGAAAAAUGAGAAAAAUACUCGUCUUACGACGAUAGUAGAAGCUAAAGUACCACUUGUUCAUAUCGAUUCCCCGAAUAUCAAAAGUCCAGCAAAAAAAAUACCUAAACAUGAAAUUCCAAGUGAUACACACGAUAUUAAUCGGAGAGGGAUCAUGAACAAACGUGUAAAGGGAAUUCAUCCAACGCAGUGAGUGCCUCUGAGACGAACAAAUUAUGCAGAUCAAGUGUCUCUUCAUCAUCCCAAGACUGGGCCUCCA
Messenger RNA from Fopius arisanus, 3458 nucleotides. RefSeq names its product MAPK/MAK/MRK overlapping kinase-like. The transcript has 11 exons. Gene Ontology annotation, biological process: intracellular signal transduction; protein phosphorylation. Gene Ontology annotation, molecular function: ATP binding; protein serine/threonine kinase activity. Lineage: Eukaryota; Metazoa; Arthropoda; Insecta; Hymenoptera; Braconidae. The coding region runs from base 1656 to 3392 and encodes 578 amino acids. The record is from RefSeq and is a predicted model, not a curated record. Gene Ontology annotation, cellular component: cytoplasm; nucleus.